Molecule: messenger RNA, 4384 nt
Organism: Hibiscus syriacus
Lineage: Eukaryota; Viridiplantae; Streptophyta; Magnoliopsida; Malvales; Malvaceae
Biological process (GO): regulation of DNA-templated transcription
Cellular component (GO): nucleus
Molecular function (GO): calcium ion binding
Source: RefSeq, a predicted model, not a curated record
GUCACCCCCUUUAUUCUCAAUUUCUAUGCAUUAGGGUUUACCGAUUGCAUUUCUCCUAAUUUUUUCAACUUCUUUUCGCCUAUCGUUUUUAUUUAAUUUGUUUUAAUGUAUUCGUCCAGAGGGAUGAAUGCCUACGGGCAGCAGUCCUACGUUGGCCAAUCCGGAUACUCCCAAAAUUUGGGUGCUGCUGGUUAUUCUGCUAGUUCUGUUGGAGGACCUGAUGGCGGAGCUCAAAUGUCAUUGUCUUCUCGGCAUUCAUCAAUUUUAGGUAGUUCUCAAGAUGCAGAAAUUGGUGGGUACAGAGCCCUUCCCUCAGUUUCAGCUCAUUAUGGGGGUCAGUAUAGCUCUAUAUAUGGCACAGUUGCUUUAAGUGCUACUCAGCAGGUUCCUGCUACAAGUUCCAAAGGUGCUGGAACAUCAGCUUUGAAAGAUCGUAAUGCUUAUGCCUCAACUCUGUCAGAUUCACCUAAAUUUGCAUCUACUGAUUAUAUUUCAUCAUCAAGUCACGGUUAUAAUCACAAAGGUGAUCAAAUGUAUGCCGAUAAGAUUCCUGACUAUCCUACUGUGGAGAGAAGACAAUUUGGAGAACGACAGGGUGGUUAUCUGGGGAGGGAUUUGCCUAGUGAGCCAACUGGAAGAAAUUAUGAUUCUAUUUUUGGGCAUCAGCGUCAGCCUGACAUAUAUGAUCGUCUUGAUCAAGCUGUCUUACUUCGACAAGAGCAAUUGUUCAAAUCUCAAUCAGUCUCUCAUGAUAGUAGAUUGAGACAAGCUGAUUAUCUUGCAGCAAGGAGUGCUGCUACUCGUCAUUCCACCCAAGAUCUUGUGUCUUACGGGGGAAGAUUAGAUGCUGAUCCUCGCAUUUCAUCAUUGCUGAGCUCUUCUUCUUAUGGUGGACAAACCCCUUCGAUAUUAGGGGCAGCUCCAAGGAGAAAUGUCGAUGAUCUCACGUAUCCGCCUAGCUCUGCAAAUCCUGGUUAUGGUGUGAGCUUACCACCUGGUAGAGACUAUGGAACAAAAGGGCUUCACGUCACGACCCUCGAGUCUGAAUAUCCUGUUAGUACAUUAUCACGCAGCGGUCAUCCUAGGAUUGAUGAACGCAAGGACGACAGAGCUGGUUACCUUAGGGAAUUUGAGAUGAGAGAGGAGGGUCGUCGGGAUCAUUUGCGUGAAAGAGAGAAAGACCGGGAGAGGGAACGGGAAUGUGAACGACUACGAGAACGAGAACGAGAACGUUUGCGCAUCCUGGAGCGGCAGGAGAAGGAAAGAGAGCGGGAGAAGGAGAGAGAACGAGAGUUCAAGCGUGCACUUGACGUUACGCGAGAAAGAACUCCGCCGAGAGUUUCUAGGGAUCACCGUGGUCCAUCUUUGACAAAAGAGGCCCGACAUUUGAGGCGAGAAUUCCCACGUCGUGAAGUUUCGCAUAGGCGUCUUUCACCUGUUAAAGAAAAAAGGAGAGAUUAUUUAUGCAAGGUAUAUUCGUCCAACUUGACAGAUGUAGAGAGAGGCUAUUUAUCAAUUGAUAAGCGGUGCCCAAGACUUUUUGUGUCUCCUGAAUUUUCAAAGGUUGUUAUAAACUGGCCAAAGGAGAAUCUUAAGCUCUCCAUGCAUACUCAUGUCAGCUUUGAGCAUAAUUUCAUUGAAGAUAGUUUAGCUGAAUCAAAAGAACUUUCCAGCAAGCUUGUGCCUGCUGCAUCGGAAAAGCCUGAACAGGGAAGCACAAUGUGGAAUGCGAAGAUUAUUUUGAUGAGUGGAUUAAGCAGGAGUGCUUUGGAAGAGCUGCCAUCUGAAAAAGUUCCUAAUGACCGCAUACCUCAUAUUUGCAAUAUUCUAAGGUUUGCUGUUCUUAAAAAAGACCAUUCUUUCAUGGCAAUUGGUGGGCCUUGUGUUUAUGCUGAUGGCAGCAAUCCUGCUGGUGAUGUGUUCUCUCUAAUUCAAACGGCCCUUAGAUAUGCAAAGGAAGUUGUUAAUCUUGAUUUGAAGAAAUGUCAGAAUUGGAAUCCUUUCCUUGAGAUACAUUACGACAGAAUUGGCAAGGAUGGGCUGUUUAGCCAUAAAGAGGUCACAGUACUGUUUGUUCCAGAUUUAUCUGAAUGCCUUCCUUCACUAGAUACAUGGCGAGCCCAAUGGUUAGCUCACAGAAUAGCUGUUUCCGAGAGGGAGCACCAGCUGUGUUUGAAAAGAGAGAAAUCAAAGGAGAGGAAGGAAGGAUCAAAAGACAAGGAAGCAGAUUCUACAAAACAAACUGAAAAAGGAAAAUCUGGGGAAAAAAUCCAGUCUGUAUCAUCUAGUUGCGGAAUUGUUGCUAACAAAAAGGAGAAAGAUGGAAAUUCUAUUGAAGGAGGUGCAGCUGAAGGAAAGGUUACUGGGGGUGAAAAUAAAGUUCAGGUAAAGGAUGACAGUGAAAUAACUGUUGAAGGUCCUGAGAAAAAAGAAAGUGGAGAAGCUCCUGCUGCUACUCCUACUGCUAGGACAGGUGCUGUAAAGUCUGUGAAGAAAAAGAUUAUAAAGAGGAUUGUCAAACAUAAAGUUGCAACUAAGACAGCUGUGGAAUUAAAUACUGCUAGCAAACAGAGCAACGGGGUUGGUGAAGAUGUUGGGAUGAAAACUUUUGUAUGGAAAAAAACUACAAAAAAGGAAAGUGCUGGUAAAAAUGAUCAGAGUGAAGAUAAUGGUGUUCCCCCUGAGGAAAAAGUGGAGGUAGAAAUAGGAUGCUCUGAAGAUAAGCCAAAGGAUAAUUCAGACUCCCCUUCUGCAGCUGUAGAGAAUGCCGGUGUGAAAACAACUAUAAAGAAGAAAAUUAUUAAGAGGGUGCUGAAAAGAAAGGUUCCUCCUACACAAGCUAAGGGUGAAGUAGCUGAAAUUAAGAAUGAAGGUGCUGACGAUGACAAAAAGGUGGUUCAGGGUGGUGAUGAGACCUCAAAUUCAGAAAAACUAAGUAUUGCUGAAAGUUCAAGUAAAUCAGAAAUCAAUGUUGACAUGGAGAAUAAAAAGGAUGAAAGGUUAACUAAUGCAGAGUCUCUGAGUGACAAGAAAAAGGUUAACACGAAGGAUACUUGUGAUGUCAGGGGGGGGCAAUUGAAGGAGUGGGGGAAGCCAAAAGAUGACAAAGAUUUUAAAGACGAAUCCCAGAGUAAUUCUAACAAAGAAUCAAAAGGAAGGAGGAAGCCUGAAGAACCUUCUCUGAAACAUCCUGGAUUGAUUCUUCAAACAAAGUGGAGCAAGGGUUCUAAAUUGCGACCAGUGUCCCUUUCACUGGAUUCACUUUUGGAUUAUACUGAUAAGGACACUGAAGAAUCAACAUUUGAGCUUUCAUUGUUUGCAGAAGCGAUGUAUGAAAUGCUUCAGUAUCAAAUGGGUUGCCGUAUUUUAACAUUUCUCCAGAAACUGCGAGUGAGAUUUAUGAGCAAAAGAAAUCAGCGCAAGAGACAACGGGAAGAAAUCCAUGAUGAGGAAACCAAGAAAAAGUCGCCAAUGAAAAAAUCAAAAGGAAGUGAGCUCCCUGUGAAGGAAAAUGAAUCUGUUAAGGCAGACGCAUCAAGUGCAGCUCAGCUGGACGUUGAAAUGACUGUGUCCAAGGAAGAAACUAUUGCUGGCCAUGUUGAGGAGCCAAGGAACACAGCGGCAGAAAAUAGUUCUAAUCAUGUUGAGGAGCCAAACAUAAAAGAUGAAGCAGAUGAAGAUUUGGAGGAAGAUCCUGAAGAAUAUGAAGAAAAUGAUGAUGCAAAUCCGCAACCCAAUUCCUCUAAUGAGAAAAAUGAAGAGAAGGGUCAAUCAGAGACUAAGCCUGACAAGGAGGUUGAGAAUGAAGCUGCAGCACCCACCAAAUCAGAAAUCGCCACAAAAGCCGCUAGUAUGGAGCCUGGGCCUGAGGGAGAUGUGUCUAGAAAGGAGCAGCAGAAAGUUGAUCCUAAGAAGAAAGUGUAUGUUACCGAUAAGGAUGUGUUGCAGGCUUUCAGGUUUUUUGACCGGAAUCGAGUUGGCUAUAUUAGGGUGGAAGACAUGAGAUUGAUUAUUCACAGUUUGGGGAAGUUUCUUUCUCAUAGGGAUGUCAAAGAACUAGUGCAAAGUGCACUGUUGGAGAGCAACACAGGAAGGGAUGACCAUAUUCUUUAUGACAAGCUGGUUCGAAUGUUUUGGGUAUGACUGAUAAUAUGUCAUAUAGCAUCUGCUUUCCAUCCAUUGAUAAACAGCCAUUAAAGGGUGUGAUUCCUAGGAGCUGAAGUCCGAGUCUCAGAUAUUUGAAUGAUGGGUUUAAACUCGUCACUCUUAAUGUAAGCCUGUUGCUCAAGGCAGUCCUUGUGAUGACUUGGGGAUGCGACUAGUGUUUGAAUGUCUGUGGUAUUAGGUUUUGUUAGCGUUGAUCUUGUUUUCGUUUUCCUUAAUU